AUGGCCAACAGCAACCUUCCGCGACGAAUCAUCAAGGAGACGCAGAGACUCCUCAGCGAGCCAGCACCGGGGAUCAGCGCUUCGCCCUCGGAGGAGAACAUGCGCUACUUCAACGUCAUGAUCCUUGGUCCGGCGCAGUCGCCCUACGAAGGGGGAGUUUUUAAGCUGGAACUCUUUUUACCCGAGGAGUAUCCGAUGGCUGCCCCAAAGGUUAGGUUUCUGACCAAAAUAUACCAUCCCAACAUUGACAAGCUUGGUAGGAUAUGCCUUGACAUUCUCAAGGAUAAAUGGAGUCCGGCUCUUCAGAUUCGAACAGUUCUUUUGAGUAUCCAGGCACUCCUAAGUGCACCAAAUCCAGAUGACCCUCUCUCUGAAAACAUUGCUAAGCACUGGAAGUCCAAUGAGGCAGAAGCUGUUGAAACAGCGAAGGAGUGGACUCGUCUGUAUGCCAGUGGUGCAUGA
Messenger RNA from Triticum turgidum subsp. durum (durum wheat), 462 nucleotides. NCBI's taxonomy places the organism in Eukaryota, Viridiplantae, Streptophyta, Magnoliopsida, Poales, Poaceae. The record is from the annotation of a GenBank genome assembly.